Papaver somniferum (opium poppy) is the source of this 1791-nucleotide messenger RNA. RefSeq lists its product as uncharacterized. The coding region runs from base 1 to 1791 and encodes 596 amino acids. The transcript has 3 exons. Gene Ontology annotation, molecular function: zinc ion binding; nucleic acid binding. The record is from RefSeq and is a predicted model, not a curated record. Lineage: Eukaryota; Viridiplantae; Streptophyta; Magnoliopsida; Ranunculales; Papaveraceae.
AUGGAACCAAUAUGGACCGUAGAUUUGGAAUUGUGGCAGAAGUAUAGAGAGGAAACACGUUUAUUUCAGUUUCUAAUGGCUUUGCCUGAUGAGUUUGAGUCUGUUAGGGCAUCAGUCAUUCAUUGUUCACCUCUUCCCACGGUGGAAGUUGCUUUGUCUGAACUUAUUAUAAAAGAAACAAGGAAAAGAAUCACACCGGAGAUAUCAGGAGUAUUUGCUGUGCCCUCACGAUCCAUCCCUAACAAUUUUCCAAGAAACUCAAAUGCUCAAGUACAGUGUCAUAACUGCAAGACCUUUGGACACUUGGCAAGGAACUGCAAUCUCCCAUCGGCCAAUACAUCACCUGCUGCCACAAUACCUGACAUACCCACAACACAGUGUGGGUAUUGUAAGGAAUUUGGUCACUCAUCUAGAUUCUGCACCUCACCAACCUCAAGAAACAUGAGAAGGAUCAAUGCUAAUGGAGGAAACAAAUUCAAUACACCUACCAGAUUUACGGCAGCUCCAGUUUCAUCUGCAACAGAUCCAUAUGCAACAUCGACAACCUCAUCUGCAUUAGUUGUACCUGGUGGUGGUUCAGCACCAAACCUUGCUGAUAUUCAAGAGAUGAUUAAACAAGCACUCUCAAUUGGUAACAACCCUACAGCUGCAUCUGCCUUCUCUAUCUCCUCAGCGGAAUCUAAAAGUCAUGUCGUAGCUGCUACUCCCACUGCACUUGUGUCAAUAUCUCCCUUCAUGUCUUGGCAUUCUAGGUUAGGUCAUGCUUCCUUUUCUCGUCUUUCAUAUAUGAUCAAUAAGGGUUUACUAGGAGAUACUCGGUUAGAUAAAGAACCAAAUUGCAUCUCUUGUAAACUGGCAAAACAACCAGCUCUUUCUUUUAAUCUUAGCAAUUCUGUCUCAACUGAACCUUUUGCUCUUAUACAUUCUGAUGUCUGGGGUAAAUCUCCAAUUAUGUCAAAGGGAGAACAUAAUGGAGUUGCAGAACGUAAACACCGUCAUAUUAUAGAGACAUCUAGAACUCAGUUAAUUUCUGGCUCAGUUCCUUCAAAUUUCUGGGGAGAAUCAGUCGUUACUGCAGUCUACACCAUCAAUAGAGUCCCAACAACUGUCAUAGGAGGAAUGUCACCUUAUGAGCGUCUCUAUGGUAAGAAACCAAACUAUUCUGAGCUUCGAGUCUUUGGUUCAACUUGUUUUGUACUCCUUCUAGAACGUGAACGUCAUAAACUUGGUCAAAAGAAUGUCUUGUGUGUCUUCCUUGGUUAUGGUAUUGAACAAAAAGGGUAUCGUUGUUAUGAUCCAGUUAAUAGAAAGCUUCGUAUCUCUCGUCAUGUCACAUUCUGGGAGAAAGUUCCAUUCUGGUCACUUCCAAGCAGCAAAUCAUCAUCUUUUGAGUCUUUCACUUAUUCUGAUCCAUUUACUAAUGAAUCCAAUCCUAGCACUUUUCCUAUAUCUACUCCUGAAAGUCCAUCUCCUCUAGUUGUUGAUCCACCAAAUACGGAUGACCAAGACCACUCUACGACUCAACCUAACAGUGCAACUCAGGAACGAGAUCCUGAUUCUGAAGAAAAUUCUUUGCCACCUCGCAAUCGAAGACCACCAGCUAAGUAUGCAGACUAUUACUGUUCCUUGUCUUCUAUUUUGUCAUUUUAUGAACCAAAAACAUACAGAGAAGCUGCAUCCAUUCCAGAAUGGCAAGAUUCAAUGGAUGAUGAAUUGGAAGCACAUGCAGAGGCAGGCACAUGGGAAAUGGUGGACCUUCCUCCUGGAAAAUCAGUUGUUGGAAGAAGAUGA